UCUCAAGGGCUUUCAGAGCCGCUCUGAAUCACACACACACACACACACUCUCAAACAGCAGACGCUCUCAGGAAUCACAGCAUCAGUUCAGUGGUUUGGUGAUCAUGUCUUACGGUGGAUCAGGUUCAGUGUCUCGAGGAGAAUUCAGUGUUCAUUUCUCCAGCAGAAGAGGAGCAGGAUUCAUCAGAGCUGAAGAGGCUGCAGGAAUCGCAUUACUGGCAGUGAUCCUCACAGCGCUGCUCAUUAUGGGAUGCUGGUUCUACCGGCGACGGGGCGGGUACAAGAUGAUCCGGAAUGUCAGUGGUCAGUCGUGGAGAGAGAUGAUGAGGACGGGUCAACACAGCGAGUCUGGAUCCGGAGAGGAGAAUAAAGUGGCCCUGAACGAACUCAGCAACCUGCGACCAGCGAUUCCCAACGCUCCUCCAGCGUACGAGAAGUUAGCCUCAGGGCCGUCUCCUCCUCCUUACUCCCCAUGAAGAGCUCGAACGCUGGAGAGGAAUCCUGGAGAUCCUGAAACGUGUGUUUAAGAGCAGGAUGAACAGAAGUAAAGCUCAACCCCUGAUCCUGAGGAUUCACAGCAGAGCUCGAGGACUGAAGAAUCUCUCACACCAAAGCGCCUUUUAACAGAAUAUCAAUGGUCAGACUUAAAGCUAAUGAGUUUAA
Molecule: messenger RNA, 663 nt
Organism: Rhinichthys klamathensis goyatoka
Lineage: Eukaryota; Metazoa; Chordata; Actinopteri; Cypriniformes; Leuciscidae
Gene: mlana
Product: melan-A
Exons: 5
Coding region: 105-476 (123 amino acids)
Cellular component (GO): melanosome
Source: RefSeq, a predicted model, not a curated record